AUGGAAGCCUCUAACUCAGGGUCGAUUGAACCCGAUCCAAUGGAUCUGGAUCCUCCAGAAGGGAACAGUGCCGCUGUUACACUAGUCAGAGUCGAAAAUGAUGAUGACGAUGAUAUCUCUUUAACAUCAACCGCGUCCAGUGAGAAAAAGUCAGAGUAUGAAGUUGAGACUGUCUAUGAUGAGACAGAAGUGGAAGGGGAGACCAGAUACCUUGUCAAAUGGGCAGGAUAUCCUGAUGAAGAAUGCACAUGGGAACCAGAAUACCAUUUCAAUGACAAAGUGGCUUUGCAAAACUGGUAUGCGAAACGAAGGGCUAUCGAACGUGGCGAGCUGCCAGCCUUUAAACGCGAAGGUUGGGAGAGGAAGCGAAUUGCCUACGAAGAGGCCAAAAAUGAGAGGAAGCGGAGACGGAGAGCAAAACGGAUCAGGCUUGGUCUCGCUCCAUCUUCAGGAACAGACGAUGAAGAGUUUUACGAAGAGAACCCCAAGCCUUCUGAGACUGGGAAAGAUCGAAGCCCAGCUCAGUCUGAUUCAGAAGGCUCGGACGAGCCUAUUUUUCGACUGGCCCGGAAGCGUCCUCGUCCUUCUUCGGCGCAGGCUCAACCAAGCCAACCCCGGAAUCAAAAUAGCAGGCCUCAGGAUUCGUCAAAUCACAAGGAAAAAGAUCUGCGUUCUCCGCUCUCCAAGCGACCGCAGCAGCCUGCUGUCAGACAGCCUGAAUCUGCAACUAGGACAGACCCAAAAAGUGCUUCCACCAUCAAGCGCCCUACUGCAAGGCGUUCAGUAAGUGUGAGACCUCGUCUACCUGCUGAGAAACCGGUUUCCUUUGGCACAUCAAAGGGUCCGGGUCAGAGGCGGGACCUCGCCUACGUCGUCUUUCGCUCCCGCGCUCAGCGAGCAGAGGGCAGACAAGCCGGUGAGAUGAAGAUGUGGAAGUGCAUGUCGACAGUACGCAAAUACGGGCAAGCGGCUCGGAAUGAACCAGAGCCCAAUGCGAGCCAGCUGGUGCUGAUGCGACCAUCAGAGUGGACGACUCUGGCGGAAUCCCAAGCCUUGAGGCGUCCAAAUUGGAAAGACACAGACAGUCUGUUUGUAGAACAAGAUGACGACAUAACGCAACAACCACCACAGAGGCAUCCUGCCAAUUCUCAUCCAUCUCCACGGCGUUCCGACGUCCGCACUGGUGACCUGGCUUCGAGUCACGAAGGUUCAGCGUCCUCAAACCCACCAACACCAGUCUUAGAGCAAAAUGCGAGAGGAAAUGCUUCUAAGGAAGGCCGGCGUGUUUCCUUUCCAGGGACGACCUCGAUGCCGCAGGAUUCGGAAGGAUGGCGGUCUGCGAAAGUGGUUGAUGAAUCUGGAAACGUGAUACGUCGACAUUGGAAAAGGGGAGAGCUUCUAUCACAGGUUUAUUACGGGACCGACAAGAUCAAAGUGGGCGAUGUGAGAGUGUGCAAUCUUCCAACUGACUCGUUCAAAGAAUUUCUCAAGCUGAAAGCUGGCCAUCGUCUUGAACUUUGGUUUCAGGAAUUGUGGAGCAUAGAGCAAUAUCAUUCUGUUUUCAGCGGGAAUGGAAAUGGCGUCGUCUUCCAUGCCUGGAUCGAGCGAUAUGAUGAUACUAGUGCCGCAGCUGAAGAAAUGGCCCAGUACUUAGCCGAUCGAGAUCUUGUUGCUAUAUUUCAAAUGCCCAAAGCAAGGUUCGCCCCGAUUGUAUUUUGCUAUCCGGCAAAAUCAAGGAGCUUUGGUUUCCUCAAUGGGAGAUCCAACAGUAGCCAGGGCGGAUCUCUGCGCCUAGCGGGAUGGAAUGGCGCGUUUUCUGUUGAUAAAUUCAAUGCCGCGCGUCUGAGACAAGCAGGAAGUCCGCGUGACACAUCCGCUCCUCAGCGGCCAGAGAGGCAAGGACGUUUUGACGAGACAGUCGGUUCUGGGGUGGUCGGUUUUCUCGCUUCGAAAGGCUCCUUGAGGAUUGAUACAUCGACUCCGAACAAGGAGCCCCAACCGCCUAGCUUACAGUCGAGUGACACCCCUACAGACCCCAAGAAUUCUUAUCCUGACAGAUUCAGGCCUCAUGGACAGUCUGGUGCUGAAGGGCCAUCAUUAAACCAAGAUCCACGGAUAUCCUCAAGGGCACAGUCAAGUAACACUCCUACAGAUCCCAAGAACUCUUAUCCUGAUAGAUUCAGGCCUCACACACAGUCUGGUUCUGAAGGACCAUACUCAAACAAGGAUCCACGAAUAUCCUCAAGGGCACAGUCGAGUGACACCCCUACAGACCCCAACCACUCUUAUUCUGACAGAUUCAGGCCUCAAAUACAAUCUGUUGUUGAAAGGCCAGCACCAAACAAAGAUCAACAAAAAACUUCUAGCAUGAUCCCCAGCACAAUCGACCCUUCAAGUGUUAAAGGAUUACCCCCACGACCGCCUUCUAAUGUGCACUCUGGAGACCUUUCCAGUGCACAAGACUCCCUCCCUGGUCGGAAAGAUCCGUCAAGUGUUGAAGGAUUACCCCCACAACCACCUAGCAUGCAGCCUAACGUGCAGCCGCAAGAUCUCUCAAGAGAGAAAGACUCUACUUCUAACAAAGAGUCUGUACCUAGCAGGAAGGAUUCCUCAGAUGCUGAACGGUUGCAACCAAACAAAGAGCUCCAGCCUAUCAGUGACCUUCCAA
Messenger RNA from Rasamsonia emersonii CBS 393.64, 2668 nucleotides. Its product is annotated as Chromo domain protein Chp1p. The transcript is spliced from 2 exons. The record is from RefSeq and is a predicted model, not a curated record. The annotation marks the transcript as partial. Lineage: Eukaryota; Fungi; Ascomycota; Eurotiomycetes; Eurotiales; Trichocomaceae.